Messenger RNA from Lachancea mirantina, 1026 nucleotides. The record is from the annotation of a GenBank genome assembly. Lineage: Eukaryota; Fungi; Ascomycota; Saccharomycetes; Saccharomycetales; Saccharomycetaceae.
AUGAAAGAUACCGACACUUUGUCAAAUCCCAGCAAACCUGUUGGAAAUGAAUUAAAAUCUGGACUUAGGAUACUACGUGAUUUGAAUUUGAACCAACUUCUAGCGGUUCAAUACGAUUUAACAAGAGAGAUCGAAAGACGCGUCGCAAAAAUCCAAAAUCAACCAUGUGAACACGAACCAGUACGAUAUAAGAGGCAGAGAACUGGUCCCCGGCGGAAUAGCGCUGUUGAGGAGAUUAGGCGGGAAUUGCCAGACUUCAAACCCGAUUUGAAGUCCAAUGGGAAGUGUCAACCGACUCAAGAAGAGUCGGCCAGUGAUUCUUAUUUGCCCGGUACUCUCGACAUGCAGAGUAAAGAAAUAGAUUUUAGUUCACCGUUGAAGGGUCCAGUAGUGUCUAAACCGGAAUCCACGGAAAUGAGCAAAAAAUCUAUGGCUGUGAUAAGUGAUUCAGAAGGGGACUUGGAUUGGUCUGAAAGCGAAUCCCCGCAACAGAUCAAACAACAACAAACCGAGCUGAUUGAAUUUAACGAGAAUCCAUUGACAGGAAAACCUUGGAUCUUUGAAGAUUUCAAAAUCAACGACUUUUGCAAUGCACAGGAAGCCAGAGGUCGUGUAAAUGCCGACGUACAAAAAUUUCAUAAAAUGACUGGACUACCCACUACUGCCAAAAAGCUCGUACUAGAUCCCAACGUUGGUUUCCAAAUAGUUUCUCAGUCGAUUAAGAAGGAGGAAGAGUCACUUGAAUCGAGUCAAGAAAAUUUUGAAAACUUGAAAGUACGAUCCAAAUCACCACCAGGUUAUGGACGACUAGAUUUUCCCAACACACAAGAAAAUUUGGCUGAUAAGCGACAAGCAAGAGAAAUUCUGGUUAAGAAGACGAAAAAACGAUUCCUAGAAGCUACAAGGUCUGAUAAGACGUACCGUUUGAGGUCAGUAGUGUUUCGAGAUCAAAAAUUGAACGAAAUUGUCGACCUGCAGAAAUUCACAUGGAGUGAAAAAUCACUUCGAAUAUUUUCGAGGGAUUGA